AUUAAUGAUUUGGACGAGGGAAUUAAAUGCAACAUCUCGAAAUUUGCGAGUAUCUGACGGCUGAAAUCCUCGAGCUGGCCGGGAACGCGGCCCGAGACAUCAAGAAGAGCCGCAUCAUCCCCAGACACCUGCAACUGGCCGUCCGCAACGACGAGGAGCUCAACAAGCUGCUGGGAGGGGUGACCAUCGCUCAAGGCGGGGUGCUGCCCAAUAUCCAGGCCGUGCUGUUGCCCAAGAAAACCAGCGCAGCCUCUGGCACCAAGAGCAAGUAGAUCAGCGAAACCUCAAUCUAACGACCCAAAGGCUCUUUUCAGAGCCACCUACAGUGUCUAUCAAAGGGCUGAGCACCGGCUGGGUAUUUCCGUUCAGAGGACCGCUUCGUAUGUCUUGUGUGGACGCGCCUCCACUCGCGCGUCUUGUUAUAAACCACCCGGGCUAACUCUCACUCCCCGUUACGUCCUCAUGAAUAAAACCAUCAUCUACAGCAAACAACGAUCCACUACUGUCCGGGUUCCAGAAUCACAGAUGUAUAGAUAUGUGUUUAUUGUUUGAUAUUCUGUUUAGAGCCUUAUUAUACUCCUGUUCCGAUGUCAGUACUUAUGUGAUUCAGAACAGUUAAAUAAAUGAGGACAGAA
Messenger RNA from Leucoraja erinaceus (little skate), 635 nucleotides. RefSeq names its product histone H2A type 1-like. The coding region runs from base 27 to 272 and encodes 81 amino acids. Gene Ontology annotation, molecular function: protein heterodimerization activity; structural constituent of chromatin; DNA binding. Gene Ontology annotation, cellular component: nucleosome. Lineage: Eukaryota; Metazoa; Chordata; Chondrichthyes; Rajiformes; Rajidae. The record is from RefSeq and is a predicted model, not a curated record. The transcript has a single exon.